This is a messenger RNA of Salvelinus sp. IW2-2015, 3707 nucleotides long. RefSeq names its product adenosine deaminase RNA specific (gene adar). Gene Ontology annotation, molecular function: tRNA-specific adenosine deaminase activity; double-stranded RNA binding; double-stranded RNA adenosine deaminase activity. Gene Ontology annotation, biological process: RNA processing; adenosine to inosine editing. Gene Ontology annotation, cellular component: nucleolus; cytoplasm. NCBI's taxonomy places the organism in Eukaryota, Metazoa, Chordata, Actinopteri, Salmoniformes, Salmonidae. The record is from RefSeq and is a predicted model, not a curated record.
CGAAACUAUUCUGCCCCUUCGUGCUGUUUCUCGUGUUAAGAAACUGUAAAUGCAGACUUUCUAUGCGUUUAUAAUAGGCCUAUCCAUAAUUUCACAUUGUAACGUCUGGUAUAAGUAUCUUGAAUGGUAGGUACUAGAUGUCCCUUUGAAAUUGAGAAGCGCUCGUGCGGUAUGUAAAAAAACAAAAAACAGUUUUUUGGGGAUGGUAAAAUACAUAGAAUUUUGAGAAAUAUAGCCAACUAGUUGAAAUACUUUUGUUGUAUUUUGAUAGAACGUAACUGUUUAUCACUAGACUGUUUGAAGUGUAGUCAACUUCUGACCCCGGUAGCACGCCCGCAGACGUCAAGAUCUCUCUGCCAUUCAAAAGUGACUGAAACCGCCUUCAGGCCAGGUGGUAAAUCUGUGUUUUAUCCCGCGAACUUUCAGGUGCUGACUGCCACUUUGCGAUCAUCGCCCACCCGGCUAUUCUGCCAGGCUGUGUUGCAUCAGUAUCCAACACAGAGACGCAUCCUCCUAUCUGCUGCGUAACAGGCGGCCCUGGUCCCCCCUCAACCUGCCCCCUGCGCUAUGAGCAGAGGACGAGGAGGGCCCCCCAUAGAGCAUUACCACCGACCCCCUCUUCCCCAACUGCAGGCUAAGCAACAAUACUACAGAGCUGGACCCCUGGGAUUUCACCCCAGAGCCCCCCCGCAACAGGCCCCACACCCAAACGUCCAUUCAUACCUAGGCCCAGUCCCCCCUCUAGUACCACCCAGUGCCCACUCUCAGCCUCUCUACCCCUCCYCCCCUCCCCCACCCYGUCACAGCCCAGCCCUGAGUCAGCAGAGCUCUUGUCCCAGUGGUCCUAACUCCUUCAGGCAGCAGCAGGUCCACUUCCUGAGGGGACAGAACACUGAGGCUCCCCAGUUUAGGGUGAGCCCCAGAGGGGCGCAGAGCUUGGGUCGAGGGGGACCGAACGGACUCUAUAACGAAUCAAACCAGGCCCAGGCAGGGUACAGCAGAUACUCCCAAAACAGCUCUAGGGGGAGAGGGGGAUACAGCAGCGAGCGAGGCAGAGGGAACGGUAGGGACUUCGGGUACCCACCCAGUCAAGGACCCCCUAGAGGACCAACCGGCCCUAGAUUCUGGAACCAGAAGCAGACUUCAACCCAAAAGCAAGGCUUCAACAGACAGUGGAGCCUUCAUGCAGACUGUGCUGACGGGCCGUCUUUCUCAGAAGGCUUUCAGAGUUUAUCCUUAGACAGAGAGAGGUCCUACAGAGGAAGAGUUGACAGAGGCYWCAGCUUUGACAAAGCUUCUGUCUGUAGUAGUAAUAAUUCAAACAACAAGAGUGCCCCUACGUUUCAGCCACCCGACAUCCGAGAGCAAGUUUUGCAAGCCUUGGCAGAUUUGAGCCCCGGUGAGAAGCUACAAGCAAAGUGUUUGGCCAAAACGCUGCGGUMSCCCAAAAAGUUUAUCAACCAGGCCCUUUACGGUCUCGAGCGUGAUAAGAAAGCUUCAAAACACGGUGAYAGUCCUCCAGAGUGGACUGUCUACGUAGAACCACAGGAAGAACCGGAAAGUAGAGAUUCUGAUCCGGAAAGCCCACGUUCCCAACCGAGGGAACAUUCUGUGGAGUCACAGGAAAGGCCUUCAGAAGAAGAUUGCUCUCACUUCCUGUCUGUGAAGGAGGAGGACGUUGUCAUCGAGGCUGAGAUCCAGCAAAUUGAAGCGCAGGGUCCUGAGGGCAACAAAGAAGAAGAUUACUACGUAGAAUCAGAUUCACACUCCUCUUCCUCAGAAUCAUCUGAGUCAUAUCGGCAACAUUCCCAGUCCCAAACCCAACAGCCCAGUAUCAACAGCAGCAGUAACGAAGCGCUUGACCUAGACCUUGACGAGAGUGACAUGGCGGACUGCGGCAGUAAUCAGAAGGAGUUGAUCCUGCAGUAUCUGCUGGAGGCAGGGGAGGCCACGGCCCUGGUGAUCUCCAAGAACCUGGGCCUGAGGGGCGCCAAGCAGGUCAACCCCACCCUGUACGCCAUGGAGAAGCAGGGCGACGUGAGCCGCAACGCAGAGGUGACCCCUCACAUCUGGGAGCUAUCUGUCCAUCGCAGGGAGAGGAUGGAGAGGAGCCUUAAGGCCGAGCGCAGCGCCCCUGCAAAGGUCGAAGGAAUGGGGUCCGGAUUCCAGGCGGUGCCACCCGGAUUGGAUUGUCUAGAGGCCAACGCUGAGGCGGAGGAUGAGUCGAACGGAGGGCAGUGGGCGACCGACGAUAUCCCCGAAUUCCUCAACGCCAUCAGCCGGGAUGGAGGGGGGACAGUAGCAGUCUCCCUGGCAGCGCCCCCACCUCAGAACCUCCGUGCCAAACUCCAGGAGGUGAGGGCCAAGAACCCRGUCAGCGGCCUGAUGGAGUUUGCCCAGUACCAGGGACACAAUUGCGAGUUCCUGCUCCUCGACCAAUCAGGGCCCUCACAUGACCCCAGAUUCCGUAUGCAGGUCAUGCUGGACGGCAGGUUGUUUCCUGUUGCUGAGGCAUCUAAUAAAAAGGUGGCUAAGAAAGAUGCUGCCGCAGCAACCCUGAGGAUUCUGCUGCGUGAGAUAGAGGGGGGAGGGGCUGAGGAGGGGCUCACUGCAGGGGUGGACCAGGCCAUGGACCCCACCUCUGACGUCCCUGAGGUAGUGGAGGGUCCGCCCCAGGCCCUGUCCCGUUCCCUGCCGGGGGGUAAGAACCCCGUGUCCAUGCUGAUGGAGUACAGUCAGCGCACUGGAAACCCCAUCGAGUUCAUCAACACUGGACAGGAGGGCCCACCUCACGACCCACGGUUCAUGUUCAGGGUGAAGAUAGGGGAAAGCCUGUGUGCUGAGAGCUCAGCGCCCAGUAAGAAGGCUGCCAGGCAGCUGGCUGCAGAGGAGGCAGUCAAGGAGUUAAUGGCCGACGGGAGACUGCAGCUCAACAAGCCCCAGUUUCCCCUGUGUCUGUCUGGUGAUGAAGGGGGCUUCAUGCCCGCUUGCCCCUCCCUGCCCCCGCUGACAGAGGAGGAGCUGCGUUCUGCCCACGAGGCGGGGGUUGGUGACCUCAUCAGCCACCUAAACAACAACGCCGUGUCAGGCCUGCUGGAGUACGCCCGGGCCAGGGGCUUCGCUGCAGAGAUACGACUGGUCGGGCAGUCAGGACCACCGCACGAGCCCAAGUUUACCUACCAGGCUAAGCUAGGGGGCCGCUGGUUCCCUCCUGUCUGUGCUUCCAAUAAGAAGCAAGGGAAACAGGAAGCAGCUGAUGCAGCUCUGAGGGUUCUGAUUGGAGAGGCAGAGAAGGCUGCCCGCACCGGGGAACUYACCCCUGCAGAGCUGCCACUGAGUGGUGGGACAAUCCAUGACCAGAUCGCCAUGUUGAGUCACCAGCGCUUCAACGCCCUCACCACACGCAUACAGCACAGUCUUCUGGGAAGGAAGAUCCUCGCCACCGUCGUCAUGAAGAGGGGGGAAGGGCUGGGGACCGUGGUCAGCCUGGGAACAGGAAAUCGCUGUGUUAAAGGGGAGGAGCUGAGUCUUAAAGGGGACACUGUUAAUGACUGCCACGCAGAAAUCAUCUCCAGGAGAGGAUUUAUCAGGUUUCUGUAUGCUGAGUUGCUGAAGCACUGUGAAGGAUCAGAGGACAGCAUAUUUGAGCCAGCUGAGGAGAACAAGCUCCGGAUCAAACCUGACACCACCUUCCAUCUCUAUAUCAG